Messenger RNA from Knipowitschia caucasica, 1743 nucleotides. NCBI's taxonomy places the organism in Eukaryota, Metazoa, Chordata, Actinopteri, Gobiiformes, Gobiidae. The record is from the annotation of a GenBank genome assembly.
AUGUACUACGUGAAGAAGAAGUCCCAGUACAACCUCCUGAGCAGCAGCAUGGAGAGCCUGGGCAGCCGUGGAGCCUCAUCCAGCCCGGUCCCCACACCGUCCCCGUACUCCCAGCCUAACUCCACCUUCGAGGGCCUGUCUCCGGCUCCGGCCAUCCCCUCCAACGCAGACUAUCCGGGGCCCCACGCCUUCCAGGUGUCCUUCCAACAGUCCAGCACGGCCAAGUCUGCAACCUGGACGUACUCUCCGCUGCUGAAGAAGCUCUACUGUCAGAUCGCCAAGACGUGUCCGAUCCAGAUUAAGCUGUCAUCGGCGCCGCCCCCCGGCAGCCUGCUCAGGGCCAUGCCGGUCUACAAGAAGGCCGAGCACGUGACAGAGGUGGUGAAACGCUGCCCCAACCACGAGCUCGGACGAGAUUUCAACGACGGUCAGAGCGCCCCGGCCUCGCACCUGAUCCGUGUGGAGGGGAACAGCCUGAACCAGUACGUGGACGAUCCAGUGACCGGGCGCCAGAGCGUGUGCGUGCCCUACGAGUCCCCACAGGUGGGCACAGAGUUCACAACAAUCCUCUACAACUUCAUGUGUAACAGUAGCUGCGUGGGAGGCAUGAACCGAAGACCCAUCCUCAUCAUCAUCACUCUGGAGAGCAGAGAUGGGCAGGUUCUGGGUCGUCGUAGCUUCGAGGGCAGGAUCUGUGCGUGUCCAGGACGAGACCGAAAAGCCGACGAGGACCAUUACAGAGAGCAGCAGGCCCUCAGCGACAACACAACCAAGAACGGCACCAACAAACGCAAUUUCAAACAGAGUCCGACCAGUAUUCCCAUUCCAAACAUCAACAUGAGGAAGAGGAGGCAUGGUGAAGAGGAGAUUUACUAUAUUCCGGUGCGCGGCCGUGAAAACUUUGAUCUCCUGAUGAAGAUCAAAGACAGUCUGGAGCUGAUGGAGCUGGUGCCGCAGCCGCUGGUGGAGUCCUACAGGCAGCAGACACAGCAGCAGCUCAUCCAGAGGCCGAGCAGCAUCUCCUCCCCCACCUCCUUCUCUCCUCUGCCCAACAUGAACAAGCUGCACGGAGGCCUGAGCAAAGCCCCGUCUGUGUCGCAGCUGGUGGGACAGUCCCAGCAGAACACACACAUGGGAGGCGGGAUGCUGAACCACAUGCAGACCAACGGAGACAUGAAUGGAGGCCACAGCAGCCAGACCCUAGUGUCGCACUGCAGCCCACCCCCCAGCUACAACCCUGACCCCGGCCUCGUCAGUUUUCUAACCAACCUGGGCUGCCAGAACUUCAUCGACUUCUUCACGUCGCAAGGGUUCCAGUCGGUCUACCAUCUGCAGACGCUCUCCAUGGAGGACCUGGGCGCUCUGAAGAUCCCGGAGCAGUCAAGGCUGGUGAUCUGGCGUGGCCUCCAGGACAUGAAGCAGGCGUCGGUGCCGGCCAUGGCCCCCAGUGCGCACCACGACUACCACCACCACCACCACGGCCAGCAGCUGCUCCGCUCCUCGGGGAACAUGGCCAUGGCGUCGCUGGGCUCCGGGGAGCUGCAGCGCCAGAGGGUCAUGGAGGCCGUACACUUCCGCGUCCGCCACACCAUCACCAUCCCCAACCGGGGAGCCGGGGGGGCAGGGGGUGGGGCCUCGGCGACCGACGACUGGGCGGACUUUGGCUUUGACAUGCCGGACUGCAAGAUGUCCCGCAGCAAGCACUCCAUCAAGGAGGAGUUCAUGGAGAGCGACGUUCACUGA